CACUCAAUCUCAUCAUCGUCUUCGAGAAAACAGAACAGUUUUGGUUGAAGUUUGAUUUCAAUGGAGGCAAAGUAACAGACAUAUGAAUUUUGUUAGUCACUCAUAUAUUCUCCACUGAAGAUCAAUCCAACCCAAUGGCUUCACUCUGCCUCAACCUCAAUUCCUUUCAUCCACCUUCAUCCUCACAAUCUCGCAGGCUGUUCGAUACCUCCUUACCUUCCUCUUCUUCUCUCAAUCGCAACAAUUCCAUUAAGAACGAAACCUUAAAACCUAUCGUCGUCACUGGAAAUCCCCCUACCUUCGUCUCUGCUCCUGGUCGCCGAAUCGUUGCCGUUGGGGAUUUGCAUGGAGAUCUUAAACAAACUAGAUUGGCGCUUGAGAUGGCUGGUGUAUUGGGGUCCGAUAGUCGGAACUUGUGGACUGGUGGAGAAACGGUGUUGAUUCAGCUUGGAGAUAUACUGGACAGAGGAGAAGAUGAAAUAGCUAUAUUGUCCUUAUUGAGAUCAUUAGAUGUCCAAGCAAGAGCACAAGGUGGCGCAGUCUUUCAGGUGAAUGGGAAUCAUGAGACAAUGAAUGUGGAAGGGGAUUUCAGAUAUGUUGAUUCUGGGGCUUUUGAUGAAUGCCUGAAUUUCUUGGAAUACUUGGAAGACUAUAGAGAUCACUUUGAGGAAGCUUUUCUUAAUUGGAUCCAAGUCUCAGAAAGGUGGAAAGAUCAGAGGAAAUCACAAAAUUUUUGGGGUCCUAUGAAUUUGGUGAAGAAGCAAAAAGGGGUGGUUGCCAGAUCAAUCCUGUUCAGACCUGGUGGUUAUUUGGCACGUGAGUUGGCACAACACGCAGUUGUUCUUAAAGUUAAUGACUGGGUCUUCUGUCAUGGUGGUCUUCUUCCUCACCAUGUUGCAUAUGGCAUAGAGAAGAUGAACCGGGAAGUAUCCCAAUGGAUGAAGGGCCUUCGUGAAAGUAGUAAUAGUCCCUUUCCUUUCAUCGCAACAAGGGGCUAUGAUAGUGUUGUAUGGAAUCGAUUAUACUCGAGAGAUUUUGCAGAUUUGGACGACUUUGAGAUCAAACAGAUAAAUUCAAUUCUCGAAGACACACUAGAAGCAGUUGGCGCCAAGGCAAUGGUGGUAGGCCACACUCCCCAAAUGGCUGGAGUAAAUUGCAAAUACAAUUGUAGCAUUUGGCGAGUUGAUGUUGGGAUGUCUAGUGGAGUUCUUCACUCGAGACCUGAGGUACUAGAAAUCAGAGACGGCAAAGCAAGAGUUAUCAGAAGCAAGAGGGAUAGAUUUAGUAGUGAACUUCAAGUUGUUAACUAUAUAUAGCAAGAUUUGUGUUUGACAGAAGAAGAAUCUGCAUCAUGUUUCCUUUAUGUGGGGUGGUUUAGAAACACCUCAGAUCUUCUGUCCUUAGCUUGGAUUCUGCUGUUUGCAAGAAUUAUCACAUAGCAUGGAGAAGCAAUCAGCUCCAAUUAUGACAUCAAUACGAGCACGUGUAGCAACAGAGAUGCCUUCAAAUGACUUUCGGUAAAUCGACUUCAAUGCCAGCCCUCACUUCAGAGGUCUGUCAAUCUGAUUUUGUAAAACACUGGAUUUUAACCAUUGAAACCCACUUCCACGGGAGUUGUUCUUGUUCAAUUCCAUUAAUAUGUACAGUACGCCAUAUUUGUAAUAUAUCAUGAGUUGUUGAAUUCAUCGAUUCGAUCUUUUGUAAA
Molecule: messenger RNA, 1705 nt
Organism: Benincasa hispida (wax gourd)
Lineage: Eukaryota; Viridiplantae; Streptophyta; Magnoliopsida; Cucurbitales; Cucurbitaceae
Gene: SLP1
Product: Calcineurin-like metallo-phosphoesterase superfamily protein
Molecular function (GO): hydrolase activity
Source: RefSeq, a predicted model, not a curated record